CCCUCCGCCUCCACACCGAUCUAGGGUUUUCCUGCUAGGGUUUCUCCGGCGGCGGCGCAAGAUGUCGGAGAGGAAGACGGGAUCCGUCAAGUGGUUCAACUCCACCAAGGGCUUCGGCUUCAUCACCCAGGAGGACGGCGGCGAGGACCUCUUCGUGCACCAGUCCGUCAUCAAGGCCGACGGCUACCGCAGCCUCAACGACGGCGAGGCCGUCGAGUACGUGGUCGUGCACGGCGACGACGGGCGCACCAAGGCGGACGAAGUCACCGCGCCAGGAGGGGCCAACCUCCCCGGCGGCCCUCGCCCCAGCGACGGAGGUGACCGCGGGGGUCGCGGCGGCGGAGGCUACGGUGGCGGCGGCUACGGCGGCGGCGACCGCUACGGAGGCGGUGGCGGCGGGUACGGAGGUGGCGGUGGUGGCUACGGAGGUGGCGGCGGCGGCUACGGAGGAGGCGGCGGCGGCCGUGGCUGCUACAAGUGCGGCGAGGAGGGCCACAUCUCCAGGGACUGCCCUCAGGGCGGCGGCGGCGGCUACGGAGGUGGUGGUGGCGGCUACGGAGGCGGCGGCGGCUACGGCGGCGGCGGUGGUGGCCGUGGGUGCUACAAGUGCGGCGAGGAGGGCCACAUCUCCAGGGACUGUCCUCAGGGCGGCGGCGGUGGGGGCGGCUACGGCGGUGGUGGCGGCGGCGGCAGUGGCCGUGGGUGCUACAACUGCGGCGAGGAGGGCCACAUCUCCCGCGAGUGCCCCAAGAAGUCGUACUAGGCGCUGCAACCAGUCAGAUCUGACUCCGGUGGUUCCUUUACCUCCUUUACUCUGCAGCAAGUAAUACCUAAUCUAUAUUCGCUAGUAGUCGCGUUUCCUGUGUUGCUCGUAUGAAGAAGACUGAUGAUCCGUGUGAUGGGAUCUUUGCUGUUGGAUGAUGGUUCCAGAAGAACUGCUGGUCUUGUGUUCGUUUCAA
Messenger RNA from Lolium rigidum, 959 nucleotides. RefSeq names its product glycine-rich protein 2-like. Gene Ontology annotation, molecular function: nucleic acid binding; zinc ion binding. The record is from RefSeq and is a predicted model, not a curated record. Lineage: Eukaryota; Viridiplantae; Streptophyta; Magnoliopsida; Poales; Poaceae. Bases 62 to 763 code for a protein of 233 amino acids. The transcript has a single exon.